AUGUCUCCCCGCGCGGGGACCCGAAGCGCGACUCCGCGGACGAGCCCGGCAGCGCCGGAGCGAGCAGGGCGGGCGGAGGCGGGACGCUCCCCGGUGCGGGGCGCGCUGUCCCGGCAGCUCAGACUCGGCGGCGGCCGGGCCUCGGCGGAAGCCGCCUCCCCGCGCGGGCGGCCGGGCCCUGGCAGCUGCAUCCCGGGCGCGGGCUCGGGCUCGGGCGCGGCGGCCGCGUGGCCCCGGGCGUCCCCCGGAGCGCAGGCAUCUCAGCCCAUGUCCACCCGGAGGCUGGCGCCUCGGGCAGGGCUGCGCGCCGCUGGAGUCCGGGCGGCCGGGCGUGCCGCCGACGCCUCCCCGCACCGCCUCCCGCCCCCCUUCUCGCCCUCCUGCCCACCCCACCCCACCCCACCCCACCCAGCCCGAGCUGUCACCCGCCGCGAGGCAGCGCCCCAAGCCCACGCCGGAGCGAGCGCUCGGGUGAGAGAUGAUGAAGAUGUCUUCUAGCUGGACAGAAGUACAGGUUACACAUCAUGAUGAAGGCACUCAAUGACAAUGAAUUAUACACUUUAAGAAACGUUUAAUGAUUAAUAUCAUGCUAUAUGCAUUUUACAAAUAAAAAGGCACAGUUAUUAAAUGUAAAAUUUUAAAGUUGAACAAGGUUACCAGUAUAUUAAAAUUCCUGGAAAGAAUGCCACAUGACCUCAAUAAAGUAGAAAAUUCCAUCAAAAUAAAUGGAAUUUUAUGAGGAAAAGAAACAGGAGAAAGAUGGGCUGGGGAUGUAGCGUGACACAGCACUCACAUAGCAUGCGUGGUUCAAUCCCCGGCACUGCAAAUUAAGUAAUUUUUAAAAAGACAAGGAGGAAGAAAACAAAAUUAUAUAAAAUGCUCAUAAGGGGUAAUUAGGUUUACCCUGGGAUGGAGUAGGAAAGAAAUGGUCAUCAGAGCAUAAAUUAAAUAUGAUUCCGCAACAAAAUCGAAUUAGUAAAUAAGCUAAUGUGAUCUGGGGAUGUGUUUAUAGGUGCAUGAUUUAUGUGAGCCAAGCAAAUAAUCUUUUUCUGCCACUAUAACUUGGCAUUGGUCAGACUUUUAUUAGCACGCGGUGUCCUGUUCUGGUCUCUGCACUUGGUUGUAAGGUCACAAACAUCAUCUGCCCACUCCAGUGCACAGUAACUACCAUAAUUCUCAGCCCUGCAAGUGAACACUGGGAACACCCAUGCUUCAGGUAACUCUGCUCAAGUUUUAAUCCUGCUAUGAGCUAAAGCUACAGCUUUCUCAGGCUGUAACUUAAAAGAAUUACACCCAGGCUCUCUGGUAGUGCUAGGGAACUGAAUCAUACACGGUGACAGCUAUGUUUGGGCCGGGCUCUCACAGGUCCAAGUCAUGCCCCCAUGUGGUCACACUGAGGCUCUGCACAGUUUUCAUCUAUACAAAAUUCACCAACCCCCUACCUGCAAUUCACCCUGUCAACCAACACAAAGCCAUGGACAGUGCUAAGGGCCAUCUCUUUAAAGCCAAAUAUAAAACGAGGAAAGAAAAUAAAGUUAGAUGCCUUAUUUCUUGUUGUUGCUACCUGAAGUUGACAGCCCUGAGGCUCUCCAUGAGAACCCCAGCUGGUGGCAGUGAAUCUGAGGCCACAGUUACCUGGAGCAGCUGGACUCACACGGCGACCGUUGCUGCCCUUCAUACUGCUGCACCAGCGCCCGCACACUCCAGUACGGAUUCUCGAUCUCCUCAUCCAUGCUGCUGUUCCUACAGCCAGGGGCAGCAGCAAAGAAGGGGCGUCAGUUCUGCAGUUUAGACAACUGUGCUGCUACGAUAUACUACCAAAUCCACGCACGUGAUAGGUAAGAGGAAGGCAUAACCUGCCUCAGAGACACUUGAAACCUACUACAGAAGGAAGACACAAGUCACUUUGCUCAUCCCUGCAAUACCCUGGAGUGACACUUUCUCAGCUGGUAUGCAACCCCAUAGCACUUCUUGCAUGACUCUCCAGGACAGCUUAGCCCUCUGGAUUUCAGGGUAGGGACUCCCCCAGAAGCAAACACAUUGUGCCAAAGAUAAUUACCUAAAAUGUGGGCUAGGCAUGGUGGGGCAUGUCUGAAAUUCCAGCACUCUGGAGGCUGAGGCAAGAGGAUCACCUCAAGUUCAAGGCCAGCCUGGGCUAGCAUGUUUAAGGCCAGCCUGAAGUAUAUGGUGAGACAAGGUCUCACACACACACACACACACACACACACACACACACACACACUGGGGCACCAAAGCAACAGCAUUCACUUAUGCUUCCUUUACCUUCUGCUAACUGCUCAGUAAGCACUCCCCAGCCUCCACUGCAUGCUCUUUCUGUAGCAUGGGGCUGUGUGGAUGGUGUUUCUAUCUACUACAUAUAUGGCUUCCCAUUUUCACCCUUACCUCUGUCUGUACCGGAAUAUAUCCCGUCCUGACCGUGACACGUCAUGGCACACGUCAGCCAGGGCGGCAGCUGCUCCCUGAGCCACCGCAGUGGCACAGUGGGGCUGGUGGCUCUGUGGCAGGGAACUGGAGUCCCGUCCUUGGCUCACUGUCCUGCUACAACCAGGUUUGAAAUGAGCUGCCAAGGCAAGGACCAGCCUCAUGAUGGAUUUUAGGUUUCCUUCCACAAUAUCUGCAGGAGAGAAGAGAACAGAUCCUGAGAGAAAAGUGGAGGCCCAGGACAUAGGUGUGCGUGUGCAUUGCUAGUGAACCAGGGAGCAAGGUCUCUGUCCUCCAGAGGCAUGUUCAAAGAGGGAGAUAGAAGACCGUUUAAAAGUGAGCAUAAUAAAGGAUGAUACUGUUUAGACAAGAGAACUACAAAUCUUGGGGAGCUCAGAACAGAGGUGUCUUAUAGGGAUCAGGGAUGUAUGUAUUCCUAAAGGAAGUGAGUUUUCAGCUAAGACUAGAUUGAUGAAUAGUGGCUCAUUAGAGAUGAAGCGAGAAGGGGAAAAUGAACAGUACUUAUGAAGGUCUACAGAUAAGGAAGCAUGACAUACUAGAGCUACACUGUCCCAUAUGACAGCCAUGAGCCACAGAUGGCUAUGGAGCACUUAAAAUGUGACUAUUCUGCACUGAAAUGUGCUAUAACUAUAGUACUUAACACAUGUAGAGGAAUGCAAAGUAUCUCAUUAGCAUAGAAUGAAGAAUAUUUGAUAACUUUAUAUUGAUAUCAUACUAAUGUAUUAUUUCGGAUAUACUGAGUUAGAAUAUUAUUAAGAUUAAUUUCAUCUAGUUCUUUUUUUUGUUUGUUUGUUUUGUCUUUUUCCUUUUUAUCGGUACCGGGGAUCGAACUCACGACUGCCUGCUUGCAAGGCAGGCGCUUAUGCCGUUGAGCUAAAUCCCCAGCCCCCUAAUUCUUUUUUGUAAUGCAGCUAUCGGGAACUUUUAAGUUACCUAUGUCAGGCACACUAUAUGUCUGUGGUGAUGGAACUAAAAGAAAAUCAGUCUCGCCAGAGCACCAAGUCUAGGGGGAAAGGGGAAGGCCUCAGAUGCAGGAGCAGCAGGCAUAGGCACUCUUAGGUCACUGUGGUGCAGGGUGGAAAGGAAAAAUGAAGGACAAGAAUCAACACGGCAGGACUAAGUAGGAAACUUGCAUUUCUCCAGGUAAAAGAAAAUGGUGCCCUGGAUGGCACUGUUCCCUCAAAAUAGCUGACUUUACUGGGCCAGAUUCCCAAGCCUACUCCACAUGGGGACCAAAGAUAUCCGGCCUUCUAAACACUGUGCUCCUUUUUCUCCUUGGUGGGAGAAAAAACAGAAGAAGCAAGCAGAUUUAAAAAACCAAUAUACGAUAGAUCUGGUGAACAUAACUGAAAGGAGGUGGGUAAAAUUCUAUCUGUUUAGCUUCAAAACCUCUCAAAUAUGCAAAGCUUAGACAAGAGUCAUUUUGAUGCCUUCUACUAAUGCCCUCCGUGGUCAGGAUCUGCCUACCCGAAUGACUGAGUUAUCCUGUUGGGCGCAGGCGCUCAACAUACUAUACCCCACCCGGGACUAAGGACCACGCUAGCUUCCGCAAUGCGCUACGUCCCUCUUUAAAUUAGCCAACCCGUGCGUACUUCGUGCUCACUCCGUACUCUGUGGCAACUCCUGAUUGGCCACAGCUGGAUAUAGUAGCCAGAGCCUGCGUCCCAUUCCCGCCCUGCUUCCUCAUGGCAGCCUGUGAUUGGUCACGGCCAAAUAUAUAAACCAGAGCCCGCGUAAAUAAACCAGCAGUUAACUGUCAUCCACAA
This is a messenger RNA of Cavia porcellus (domestic guinea pig), 4229 nucleotides long. RefSeq names its product atherin-like. NCBI's taxonomy places the organism in Eukaryota, Metazoa, Chordata, Mammalia, Rodentia, Caviidae. The transcript has 2 exons. The record is from RefSeq and is a predicted model, not a curated record. Bases 1 to 498 code for a protein of 165 amino acids.